Molecule: messenger RNA, 1335 nt
Organism: Durusdinium trenchii
Lineage: Eukaryota; Dinophyceae; Suessiales; Symbiodiniaceae
Source: the annotation of a GenBank genome assembly
CGCUUCUGGGUUUCGAAACGACCGCCACCGCCACUUUCGCUUGCCGCCCAACCCGACACAUUCUACGCCACCGGCCGACGCUUCGCGCCCAUGGCGAGGGACGGGCCUGGAGCUCAGGAGUCCCGCCUGCGGCCGGGCCGUUCAGGCCGGUAUAGCAUGCAACGGACUUGCAGGUUCCUGCUGCUGUGCACCGUCUCCGCCGUGCUGGCAGUGACGCUGCCGACGUCCAGUGCUCCUCCUGCGUAUGCCAGCUAUGGUACCUAUGGCGACAGCGGUGGUGGUGGAGUGCUUUUACCACCAGUGGUAUGGGCAGGGAUUGGGAGCUGGUGCGCAUCGCUUGCCCCACCUUGUUGGGAUUCUGCUGUGCCGCAGUGGUUGGUUUCAUUCUUCAGCACUGCUUUCAGAGGCUGGUGCCUUUUCAGCGGCUCGCCGUGUUCUAUCCACCCACCCUGAAAGCUUGUGAGGUGUGGCGGCUGUGGACACAUACCUUGCUCCACAGCGACUUAGGACAUCUCGCGGUGAAUCUGCUGCACAUCCUGAACACCUUGGAUCUGGAAGGUGUCGUUUUAGGCUCCGGCUAUCCCAGUAGCUACACCUUGGGCAGCCUUCACACAGGCCGCGCUGCGGCCACGGCGGCCGCCUAUGGCGCGCUCUGGGGCUCCUUGACGUCCUUUGGUGCCAUGUUCGAAGGUGCCUCGGCGGUGUGUUUUGGCCUGGAUGGGGCCUUGUUGGCGGUGUGUGGUUUGCUCUUGGGUGCCGAUGCCGACCCCUCGUUGCGGAGCUUCUUAGAGGUGCGCGGCUUAUAUGCCGCCAUCCACAUGGGCAUCGACAUUCUGAGAGGGUGUAGCAGCCCCUAUGGAACCAUCGGCAAUGUGUCCCACCUAGCAGGCUUCGUCGGUGGCUUCUGCUACAUCUUACUGGUGCUGCCAGAGAUUGGUGGGCGCCCUGCGCCCACCCUGCCGUGCUUGCGGCGUGGGCCUUCUGCGUGGCGAGAGGAGAGAUGUUUGGCCUUCUUCUCGCCCGAGUACAGCCUGAGCGUCCUUGAGGCACAGCGCUAUGCUGGUUUGGUCCUGAUCACUGGUGUGGCCCUGGCCCUGCUCAAUGCUUUUGUUUGUCAGCGACAAGCCCAUGCCAGCGCGGAUGGUUACUCCAUCUUCGUGAAGGCGCGCGACACCGCCUUCGACCAGGCGGUAGCUAGGACGGGCGGUCGGGGUGUCCCGCAGCGGCAGCCGUUUUAGCCCGAAACAGAUGGGUGAAAUGUGUAGACCACCAGUACCACCCAAGGCCCUUCCGCGCUGGGUGAGUGAGCGUUCUGUUUUUUUUGUUUGUUUGUUU